This is a messenger RNA of Suillus clintonianus, 1504 nucleotides long. RefSeq lists its product as uncharacterized. The record is from RefSeq and is a predicted model, not a curated record. The transcript has a single exon. Bases 20 to 1378 code for a protein of 452 amino acids. Lineage: Eukaryota; Fungi; Basidiomycota; Agaricomycetes; Boletales; Suillaceae.
CGUCGAGGCUGCAGCUGCGAUGGUACCUCUUGUGCAAUGGCCACCAGAGCUUGCCUCUGCAAUAUCUACACGCUUGUGGGAUACAUUCGAGGCGUGUCAUGACAGGGAAGAGUUAUUUGUGAAGUGUGGCAAGGCCAUGGUCCAUCUUUUCAGCCACUCACUUCGGUCCCCUCUUUGGGUAGAGUGGGUUUUUUCGGAGUCUUGGCAUCGUUGGGGAGGGAGGAGUUGCUUCAUCCGUGAUGCAUUCAUGGAUGGCCGUAUCGCCUGCAGUCAUCUCAAGAAUACACAGCAGGAGGGUGCUCGAUGGAAGCAUAAGGCCGAUAUGCGCACCGCUCUGAGAACAAUGCUUGUCCACGGACAGCGCUACCGUCUUUCGCGCCCGGAUCAUGAACAAUUGAUUUGGUAUGGGGAUCUGCAGUGGCGUCAGAAUGAUGGGCACACCCCCGGCUAUGAAGAUUUUGACUGGCUCGUGGACUAUCUCGCGGACGAAGCGAUGAACGAUACAGACGAUGAAACAGUAGGCGAUGCUCUGCUUGCGUUGAGUGCCAUGCGCGGACUUGGAAGUGAUACCAAGCGCCACACCUACAUCACGGCGCUUGUCCGUUGCAUGGGUCCCACUCGACCUCCCCGAGUCCGACACGCUGCGCUGAGAAGUGUUUCUGACGCUCGAGGAGAACUAGCUUCCAUCACAAGUGGCUCGAUGCCACAGGGUGUGGAUGUCAAACUCCUGGACGAGCUUUCUCGCGCUUUUUUGACUGCUGUACGUCCGAAUCAGGACCAGACAAUGCAUGGCUUUGGAGCCGACGCCUCUUUUCACGAGGAUCGAGACCGUUGCUACUUCCGCCUCAUCUUUGCCCUGGUAAAGGAAGACGAGUGGCGUCAACGUCUGACUCGUGAUGGUCACCUGGAGCGGUGCACGUCUCUAUUUGGCGAAGGUCUUGCAUGCGGGUCUCGGACUCUCGAAUGCUACCUUGCUGGGAUCUUGACGUAUAUCGAUUUCCCAGGCAAUGUUCCUCCUUUCGGCCCUACCCAGGAGAGGUGGCGGACACUCAUCAUGCCACAAUGGAGGCGCUUGAGCUCUGUGAUGCUGCCUGACGUUGUCGAGGCAGUACCAGCCCUCGUGAUGGCCACGAGGCAGAAUUUGCCAAGCUCAGAUGAUGGUUCUCGAAGCAUGGAGUUAACAAGUCUCGCUAGAGAUGUGCACGGGGCUUUGGAAUCAUUGCAGGAGGAAAAUGCAGCUCUUCUGAAUUUUGGACUAGUGUCCCAGCCUGAUGCUGAUGCAGCACUAUCCUCCUUGCAGGGCUUCCAUGAUGAUCUGGGUCGUAUGACUGAGAACCUAGGCACUUUGCAAAAGGACACCGGGUCUCUGGGCUAUUGAAGGAAGUGCACUAAGUAACUUGUCCUGUACGUUUAGGCUUUUGUUAUAACACCAUGUUCGGAUAUCUUGACGGAUCUAUGUAAUAAUGUUAGUCGAAAGCGGCUCACGCUGUGAAAUUGAAAACAC